Suillus discolor is the source of this 282-nucleotide messenger RNA. RefSeq lists its product as uncharacterized. The record is from RefSeq and is a predicted model, not a curated record. The transcript has a single exon. The annotation marks the transcript as partial. Lineage: Eukaryota; Fungi; Basidiomycota; Agaricomycetes; Boletales; Suillaceae.
CGGAAGUAUGAGUUGGAGGAUAAUGAGUGGGUAAUACUACAGCAAUUGCGUGAUAUACUAAAGGUUUGCACUCUUUGUUUGACACUUUGGCGCAUAUGCUUAUGUUAUAUUGUUUGCUCUUGUUGGAUUCUAAAGGAUGCCACACUUUACUUCUUGUGUGCAACACCUAACCUUGCGACAGUGAUACCAGCAAUGGAUCACGUCGACAAGAUGCUCAUGUCCUAUUCGCACAAUAAGAUAUAUUUACCCUCGAUUCAUUCAGCAGUUCAGCUUGUGAAAAAA